AUGGCAAAGGCUUAUCAGAAAAAUGAUUUUGAAAAAUUAAUGGCUAAAGUGGAAAAAAUAGAUGGCAGAGUUAAAAAGUAUCUUCAAGAUGUUGGGUAUGAAAGGUGGGCUAGAUCUCAUGCAACUGUUAACAGGGGGAGGAUGAUGACUUCGAACAUAGCGAAAUGUAUCAAUGGUUUCCUUGUUGAUGCACGACAACUACCUAUUAUAGACUUUCUGGAAGAAGUUAGAAUUCUAUUUGGUACUUGGAAUUGCAAAAAUCGAGAAAUAACAUCUUAUUCAAAGGAAACAUUAGGGAGAAGAUUUGAAGAAACAUUAAUUAUAAACGCGUCCAAAUGUGUGAAAAUGAAGGUAGUUGCAUCUUCUGAAUAUAUUUUUGCAGUGUAUGAAUGUGCGAUAAGAUACAUUAUAUGUCUUGAGAGAAAAACUUGUUCAUGUGGUAGAUUUCAAUAUGACGAGAUACCUUGUGCGCACGCAAUGGUUGUUUUGAUGAAGAAGAAUAUUAAAGAUGUACAUCCUUACUGCUCUUAUUACUAUAAACAUGAUGCAUUAACAAACACGUAUGCACUUCCAAUAGAACCAAUGCCAGACAAAAGUGAUUGGAGAGCUCCACGAACUGUUGUGGACAAUGUGGAGAGGAAGGUCACAAUAGAAGAACAUGUACUUUCUUCCCAAAAGAUUCUUAAUGGUUACUAUUUUAUGAUGCAAUAA
Solanum verrucosum is the source of this 711-nucleotide messenger RNA. RefSeq lists its product as uncharacterized. The transcript has 2 exons. Gene Ontology annotation, molecular function: zinc ion binding. Lineage: Eukaryota; Viridiplantae; Streptophyta; Magnoliopsida; Solanales; Solanaceae. Bases 1 to 711 code for a protein of 236 amino acids. The record is from RefSeq and is a predicted model, not a curated record.